This is a messenger RNA of Pipistrellus kuhlii (Kuhl's pipistrelle), 1838 nucleotides long. It is a transcript of the gene TMEM182, whose product is annotated as transmembrane protein 182. The record is from RefSeq and is a predicted model, not a curated record. The transcript has 5 exons. The coding region runs from base 170 to 859 and encodes 229 amino acids. NCBI's taxonomy places the organism in Eukaryota, Metazoa, Chordata, Mammalia, Chiroptera, Vespertilionidae. Gene Ontology annotation, cellular component: membrane.
CAAUCCACCAGCUGGUUGUGAGUGAGAAGUCGCCAAAACAUGAGCUAGGAGAGGCUUCUCAAGACGGUUCUGCCUUCUCAGAAAUCUUUAUUCCUUUUUUGUUGAGGAGCUAGGUGUUUGCCAUUUAAAAUUUUCUUGUUUUGUUUAAAGGGAAACCAGUGAGUUGAAAAUGAGACUAAAUAUCGCCAUCUUCUUUGGGGCUCUCUUUGGUGCUUUAGGGGUUUUACUCUUUUUGGUGGCGUUUGGAUCGGACUACUGGCUUCUUGUGACGGAAGUGGGGAAAUGUUCAGGUGAACAGAAUGUAGAGAAUGUGACUUUCCACCACGAGGGGUUCUUCUGGAGGUGCUGGUUCAGCGGGGCCGCGGGGGAAAACCAGCCCGACCUCUGGAAGUUCUGGUACGGCAAUCAGCCGGCAUCCAAGACCUGCACACAUGCUUACCUGUCGCCAUACCCCUUCAUGAGAGGCACGCACAAUGCCACCGCCUAUGACUCUGCAGUCAUUUACCGUGGUUUCUGGGCUGUCCUCAUGCUCCUGGGCAUAGUUGCUGUCGUGACCGCAAGUUUCCUCAUCAUCUGUGCAGCCCCCUUCGCCAGCCACGUUCUCUACAAGGUCGGCGGGAGCUCCUAUAUCGCUGCAGGCUUUCUGUUUUCCCUGGUGGUGGUCCUGUACGUCAUCUGGGUCCAGGCGGUGGCUGACAUGGAAAGCUACACCAACGCGAAAGCAGAAGACUGCCUGGAUUUCACACCUUCUGUGCUGUACGGCUGGUCGUUCUUCCUGGCCCCGGCAGGCGUGUUCUUUUCUCUGCUCUCUGGGUUACUGUUCCUUGUCGUUGGGCGGCAUAUUCAGCUACACCACUAACCACACUGUUGUCAUUGAAGUUUUCUUGAGAAGUUUGAAAACAGCAUAUUUUAUUUGUAUUUGCUCCCAUGAAUCUAGCAGAGAAGUAGUUGAUGUAACUUCUUAGUUGCUAUUUCAAUUAGCCAUUUCACUUGUGAUUUUCUCUAAUAAGAAGGUUCUGGAAUCUCUGCAGAUACCAGCAUGUUUUCAUCUUUUAAGUGCCACCCAGAACCUGGUUCUUCAGGAAGCAGGUGACAAGGCCUCCUUCAUGGCACUUGCCAGACUUCAUGAGGGCUGCAGACAUUAAAGGCAGAAUAACAGCAUAAUACCAUGUGCUGGGGCAAUUAAGAUUUGAUUCAAAGCUUCCUUCGUGGCAUUCACUUCUGUUGCUACUUAAAAAAAAUUUUUUUUUGGAAAGUAGUUAAGAAGGGGAAACAAGUAUCAGAUAAUUUACUCCAUUUUCCCCCCACACACAUGGAUAUAGAACUUAGACAUAUCUAAGUUCACUGACUCCUUUAAGCAAAUUAUUCAUUAUUUAAAUUAUUCAUUAUUUAGAUAGCAGUUAUUCUUGUAGUAGGAGCCGCACAAACGUAUCAGUUAAAAUUGGCCACACAAAAAGAAGAAUGUCCACGUUCCUAUCAGCAGUUGUUUGGAUACAUGACUUUAGAGUUUAACUGUGCAUGCUUACAUAAUCUUGAUCUAUAUUUAAAAGUUGUAGCAAAUCUGUACACCAAAAUACAUAUAUCGAUAAUAUAGAUUGGAUUUUUAGAAUUUAAAAUGGGUUAAUUGUAUAUUUAAUACGAUUGAAAAUACAAAGCCCAAGAACCUUAGCUUACUACAUAAUUCUUUUUGAUAUUUAAAAACUUCCAUUUAAGAUUAUAUUGCUAAUAUGUUCAUCUUAUGAAAAUUUAUUGAUGAAAUGUGCUUUUAAUAUGCACAAAAUACUUCUAUAUGAGGAUAAUAGAUUUACUUUAUUAAAGACUAUGAAGCUUUAACUUUU